Molecule: messenger RNA, 2784 nt
Organism: Didymodactylos carnosus
Lineage: Eukaryota; Metazoa; Rotifera; Eurotatoria; Philodinida; Philodinidae
Source: the annotation of a GenBank genome assembly
AUGGCUUAUAGUGAUAAUGUACCAUUUGUUGUAAAUUUAAAAGAGAAACAUGCUAUUGAAUUGGAUAUUGUUGGAGGUAAAGGAGCAAAUUUGGCAAUAUUAUUUCAACGAGGAUUCAACGUUCCUGAUGCUUUUAUUAUAACUACAAGUGCUUUUCAAUAUAUGUUUAAUGAUCAACUAUCAAAAGAUACAAUAAUGAAGAUAAAUGAAAUAGAUGUUGAUAAUAUAAAAGAAUUGGAAAGUAUUAGUAAUAGUAUUCAGAAAACAAUUAGUACUGUAUCUUUACCAGAUGAUAUGGUAAACUUAAUAAUAGAACAUUAUAAUAUAUUAUGUAAGAAAAAUGAUAAAAUUAAUUUACAUGUUGCUAUAAGAAGUAGUGCUACUGCUGAAGAUUUACCUGAAAAUUCAUUUGCAGGACAGCAAGAUACUUAUUUACAUGUGACUAGAGAGAAUUUAAUUGAAAAAGUAAAAGAUUGUUGGGCAUCAUUAUAUACAAGUCGUGCAAUAUCAUAUAGACAAAAAUCAAAUAUUGAUCAUAAAGUAGUAAAAUUAGCCGUAAUUGUUCAAGAAAUGCUUCCUUCCGAAGCAUCUGGUGUUGUAUUUACAGCAAAUCCAAUUACAGGAUUAAGAAAUGAAGUAGUAAUUGAUUCAACAUUGGGUUUAGGUGAAGCUUUAGUAUCAGGUCUUGUAACACCAGAUCAUUAUGAAAUAUUAAUUGAUGAAAAUCAAUAUACAGAAAUACGUAUAAAAACUAUUGGAGAAAAAACUAUUUCUAUUGUUGGUAAAGCAGAUGGUGGUACUGAAACAUUAAUAACCAAUGAAAAUGAUAAGAAAAUAGAAGCAUUAUCUGAUAAAUAUAUUAUUGAACUUGCUAAAUUAGCAAAAGAAAUAGAAAAAAGUUAUAAUUAUCAACCACAAGAUAUAGAAUGGGGUUUUACAAAAGAAAAAUUAUAUGUUUUACAAACAAGACCUAUAACAACUUUAUUUCCAAUACCCAAACAGUGUCAAGAUCAAUCAGAUUUGAGGUGUAUGAUGUCAUUUGGUACUAUUCAAGGAUUUUUUGAACCAUUAACACCUUUAGGUGAAAGUACACUUCGUACAAUCCUUAGUAAUGGUAUGAGAGAAAUAGGUGCUAAUUCAAGUAACACCGUUGAAGAUGAUAUAUCCUCAAAUCCAUUAAAACAUAAUAUAGUUAAAGCAGCAGCUAAUCGUAUUUGGAUUGAUAUUACGAACAUGAUUACAUCACCAUUAGGAAUAACUUCUAAACUUUCAAUGGCUGAUACUGGAGUGGGUAAAAUUGUAAAUUAUCUUAUUUGUUCAAAACGUUUUCAAUCAAAAUCGUUUUUUGCAUCAUUAAGAUUUUUUGCAUCAUUUUUAUUCGUAGUAUCAGUUAUAAUUCCAAUUAUUUUCAAAUCAAUACGAAACUUUUUAUUUCCCCGAUAUGGAAAAAAAUUAUAUGAAAAUCAAAUUAAAAAAUAUCAUCAAUUUAUUGAUAAAGGAUUUGAAGAACAAAAUGAUCAUGAUUUUACUCAUUGUGUCAAUCAUUUUAUAAAUAUUUUGUUAAGAUUUGCACCAACUAUGGUAAAAUAUGCUGCGCCUUGUAUUUUACCUGCAGUAUUUUCUUUAAAUAUACUAGAAAAAAUAGCAAAAGAUCCAAUUGAUGCUCUUGCAUUGACACGUGCCGUUGAGUCAAAUCCAACAACAGAAAUGAAUCUUAUUUUAUGGAAACUAACCGUAUUAAUAAGACAAAAUGUUCAGACAUUAAAAUUAUUUGAACAAAAAACAAUAAAUGAUUUAGCAGAUAUGUACCAAAAUCAACUAUUUGAUGAUAAUAUUCAAUUAGAAAUGAAUCAAUUUUUUCAAAAUUAUGGUUGUCGUGGUAUCGGAGAAAUUGAUAUUGGCCGUAAACGAUGGUCUGAUGAACCACAAUUAGUUAUUCAACAAAUUAAAAAUUAUUUACAAAUUAUUAAUCCUGAUAAAGCUCUUAAUAAAAUACACGAGCAAAGUAAACAAAGUGCAUAUGAUACUUUAAAUCGUAUAGAAAAUCAAUUAAAAUGGCCCUUUAUUCAAAGACCUAUAUUAAAUUUAUUUUUUAAUAGAUUAAAAAUUUUAUUUUCAUUAAGAGAAUCACCAAAAUUUCAUGGAAUUAUUCAAACAUUUGCUAAAUGUCGUAAAGAACUUUUUAGAAAAGCUCAUAUUGCUGUACAAGAAAAUAUUAUUCUUCAUAUUGAUGACAUUUGUUUCUUAUAUAUUGAUGAGUUAAAAUCACUUGCUUUUGAUACGGAUAAUAAACAAUACGAAAAAGCAAAUUAUUGGAAAAAUUUAAUAUCUGAACGUCGUAAUCAAUAUAAUAAAGAAAUGACUCGUAAACGGGUACCGUUAAUAUUAUUAUCGGACGGGACAACAUAUUAUGAUGCUACAACUAUACCCAAUGACAAUGAUCAAGUUGAAUUAAUGGAGGGUGAAUAUAUUGGUAGUCCUGUAUCUCCGGGCAUAUAUGAAGGAAAAGUACGAAUUGUUGAUGAUCCUAUAAAUUCUCAUUUACAGCCUGGUGAAAUAUUAGUUUGUACUGCUACUGAUCCAGCAUGGACAUCAUUAUUUCCGAUUGUAGGUGCUUUAGUAUUAGAAAUGGGUGGUAUGCUUCAACAUGGUGCAAUAGUUUCGAGAGAAUAUGGUUUACCUGCGGUUGUUGGUGUUGCUAAUGCUAAAAUAAUAUUUCAUAAUGGUCAACGUAUUCAAGUAAACGGUUCUACUGGACGUAUUCAAAUUUUAUCUGAUGAAUAA